Messenger RNA from Elgaria multicarinata webbii, 356 nucleotides. RefSeq names its product waprin-Enh1-like. NCBI's taxonomy places the organism in Eukaryota, Metazoa, Chordata, Lepidosauria, Squamata, Anguidae. The transcript is spliced from 3 exons. Gene Ontology annotation, molecular function: peptidase inhibitor activity. The record is from RefSeq and is a predicted model, not a curated record. Gene Ontology annotation, cellular component: extracellular region. Bases 32 to 262 code for a protein of 76 amino acids.
GUUGUGCAGACCUAUACUUCUUGACAGCACCAUGAAGACACUGACAGCCUGUCUCCUUGUGGGGCUUCUAGUUCUUUGGACUGAAUUACCCUCCACAACUUCAAAUACCAUCCCUGCAGCAGAGAAACCUGGGAAUUGCCCUCCAGAUCCCUUUUUGUGCACCUUACCAGGACCUAAUUCCUGCAGCAGUGAUGGAGACUGCCCAGAAAAGGAAAAGUGCUGCCCCUUCAACUGUGGCACAAUGUGCCGUGCUCCAAAGUAAUUUCCUGAAUUAUUAUUCACAACCUGAGGAUGGUGCCUUGGAAACUAACUCACCGUUGCCCUCUACAGGCCGCAUAAUGCUAAACAAAUAAACA